AUGAUUUUUUCUCUCAUAUUCUCUCUCUCCCUGUUUCUCCCUCUCUCCCUCUUCUUGUUUCUCCCCCUCUCCCUCUUCCUGUUUCUCACUCUCUCCCUCUCCCUGUUUCUCACUCUCUAUACUAUUUUUAAUUAUUUCUUCUCUCUCAUCCUCUCUAUCUCCUUCUCUAUUUCCUUCUCUCUCUCUUUCUCUCUCUCUCUCUUUCUCUAUUUCAACAGAUUCUUGACUCACAACUUAUCACCCCUAAAACAAUUUUUCACUCUUACACAUACUCUCACUAUCUCUCUCUCCCCUCUCUCUAUCUCCCAAUAUCUCGCUCUUUCUAUCUCUCUCCCUAUCUUUUCCUAUCUAUCUCUCCAUAUCUCCAUCUCUCCCAAUCUCUCACUCUCCCUACCUCUCUCUCCCUAUCUCCCUCUCUCUCCUUCUCUCUCCCUAUCUCCCUCUCUCUCCCCAACCUCUCGCUCUCUCUAUCUCUCUCUCCUUAUACCCCUCUCUCUCUCCCAGUCUCUCGCUCUCCCUACCUCUCUGUCGCUAUCUCCCUCUCUCUCUCCCAAUCUCUCGAUCUCCCUACUUCUCUCUCCGUAUAUCCCUCUCUCUCGCUCCCAAUCUCUCGCUUUCCCUACCUCUCUCUCCCUAUAUCCCCCUCUCUCUCCCCAAUCUCUCUCUCUAUCUAUCUCCCUAUCUCCCUCACUUUCUCCUAAUCUCUCGCUCUCCCUAUCUCUCUCCCUAACUCACUCUCCCUACCUCUCUCUCCCUAUCUCACUCUCUCUCCCCAAUCUCUCACUCUCCCUAUCUCUCUCCCUAACUCACUCCCCCUACUUAUCUCUCCCUAUCUCCCCCUAUCUCUCCCUAUCUCAUUCCCUAUCUCUUUCUCCCUAUUUCCCUAUGUCAAUCUCUAGCUCUCCCUAUCUCUCGCUCUCUCUAUCUCUCUAUCUCUCUCCCUACCUCUCUCCCUAUCUCUAUCCCUAUGUCUCUGUCUUUCCCCCUCUCUCUCUGUCUGUCUGUCUGUCUCACACUCUCUCCCUAUCUCUCUCUCUCUCGAUCAAUCGAUCGAAUUCUCUUUUUCGCUCACUCACGCACAAACACAAACUCUCUCUCCCUCUCUCUCCCUCUCUCUCUCUCUCUCUCUCUUUCUUUCUUUCUUUCUAUCUCUCUGUAGCUGUAACCUCACGCUCACAUUCUCUUUCAGUCCAGUACAGUCUCAUUCUUCCACAAAACCUCUCUCUUUAUCGAUCUCUUUUACCCUCUUCUACUCUUUCUCUUCUGGUUUCUUUCUUUUGUCGCUACUGUUUUGCCAUAUGCGUAUCACGUGGACGUUGUCCCUAUUACUCAUGUGUACGCCACAAAAAAAAAAGACCCAUCACCAGACUUGAUAAGAGGGGAAAUCAGAAUGCCAACAAACGAUUGGCGGUCUUUUUGGUUAAGCAACACGCAAGUGUCGGUCUCAGCUUGUUCAUUGUUUUCUUUUAUUUAACAUUCGCGAUUUGUGAACUUCUGCACCAUUACAAAAUUGCUGGCUGA
Molecule: messenger RNA, 1521 nt
Organism: Acanthosepion pharaonis
Lineage: Eukaryota; Metazoa; Mollusca; Cephalopoda; Sepiida; Sepiidae
Source: the annotation of a GenBank genome assembly